AUGCGCGCCCGCCCCAACCCCUUCUUUGCGACCACCCAAACCUUCUUCGCUCCGAGCAUAGGUGACCGGGUGGAUCAAGCCAUCGACCAAGACCGGGUGUCCGCCCAUGAUGCCAAGGUGAAGGGGGACCACCUCCGUCACCAUAUUGCCGAGCUCAGAGCUGAGGAGGUCUUCAAUCGAGACCGGAUCUUCGCCCUUGGUGCGGUCGCGAGGGAGGAUCACCUCCAGCACGAGCUCGCUGCGGUCAGAGCCGAUCAUAUCCGGGCGGAUACUCAUACUGCCGUCGGCGUGCCUCCCACCGGUAUUGAUCUGUACUCCCGGUUCGCCGUUGCCGGUGCGCUCGGCUGUGCCAUCACCCACGGUGUCCUCACCCCCGUCGACGUCAUCAAGACCAGGAUCCAGCUCGAGCCCGAGGUGUACAACCGGGGAAUGGUGACUGCCUUUCGUCAAGUUGUCGCCGCAGAAGGUGCCGGCGCCCUCCUGACCGGUCUCGGCCCUACCAUCGUCGGUUACUCCAUUCAAGGCGCUCUCAAAUUCGGCGGAUACGAAUACUGGAAAAAACAAGCCGUCAACAUCCUCGGGCUCGAGACGGCCCGGGAAUACCGUACCGCCAUCUACCUCGUCACAGGCGGUAUCGCCGAGUUCUUUGCGGACAUCGCUCUCUGUCCUCUCGAGGCGACUCGGAUCAGGCUCGUCUCCCAGCCGAGCUACGCGAAUGGUCUUGUGGGCGGGUUCGGGCGGAUUCUGAGAGAAGAAGGUCCAGCGGCGUUUUAUGCGGGCUUUGGGCCCAUCUUGUUCAAGCAGGUCCCGUAUACGAUGGUCAAAUUUGGCGUAUUUGAACUGGCCUCGGAACGGAUCCUGCAGACCAUGGGCCAAACCAAAGAAUCGCUGUCUAGCGGAACAGCCACCGCCGUCAACCUCGGUUCGGGCCUGAUCGGCGGAAUGGCGGCCGCUGUCGUUUCACAGCCGGCCGACACGCUCCUGUCCAAGAUCAACAAAGCGAAGGGUGCGCCAGGGCAGAGCACAACGUCGAGGUUGGUCAGUAUGGCAAGCCAGUUGGGCGUAAGGGGUUUGUUUACGGGUAUGAGUGCGAGGUUGGUAAUGAUUGGAACUUUGAGUGCUGGGCAAUUCAUGAUCUACGGGGAUAUCAAGAAGGCCUUGAAUGCGACGGGCGGUGUCGAGAUAUCGAAGUAG
This is a messenger RNA of Dioszegia hungarica, 1194 nucleotides long. Its product is annotated as putative mitochondrial phosphate carrier protein. The record is from RefSeq and is a predicted model, not a curated record. The transcript is spliced from 6 exons. Bases 1 to 1194 code for a protein of 397 amino acids. Gene Ontology annotation, biological process: mitochondrial phosphate ion transmembrane transport. Lineage: Eukaryota; Fungi; Basidiomycota; Tremellomycetes; Tremellales; Bulleribasidiaceae. Gene Ontology annotation, cellular component: mitochondrial inner membrane. Gene Ontology annotation, molecular function: phosphate transmembrane transporter activity.